Molecule: messenger RNA, 2135 nt
Organism: Papilio machaon (common yellow swallowtail)
Lineage: Eukaryota; Metazoa; Arthropoda; Insecta; Lepidoptera; Papilionidae
Product: angiotensin-converting enzyme
Exons: 12
Coding region: 154-2073 (639 amino acids)
Biological process (GO): proteolysis
Cellular component (GO): plasma membrane
Molecular function (GO): peptidyl-dipeptidase activity; metallopeptidase activity
Source: RefSeq, a predicted model, not a curated record
CGCUCGCGUCGUUCAGUUUGGCCAGUCAUCGGCCGGCCGACACGGCGCCGGCCCGAAAAUAUUGUUGUAUUUAACCAAUUGUUGUGUUAAAUCGAAGUUCGAACCGCGAAGUUCCCUAACCUUAUUUCUUACGAGUUCGACGUUGAUUCCACUAUGUUGAAGAUCGGUGGAGGGGCGUUGCUAAUUGCGGCGAUAGUGGCAGUGUUCGUGGUGGCGACGCAGGGCCGCGACCCCGACCUUGAGGCCCUGGAGCAUGAAGGCCGCGAGUACAUCCUGCAGCUCGACCGCGCAGCUGGUAUAAGAAAGAACCGCGCGAGUGUCGCCGAGUGGGCGUACACUUCUAAUAUUACCAAGGAAAAUGAAGAGCAGCGGAUACAAGUACAAUUAGAAUUGUCGAAGCAAGACAAGCAGUCGUGGGAGGAAACGAAGAUGUACAAAUGGCAGGACUUCCAAGACUUUACGCUGAGGAGAAUGUUCAAGAAGUACAGUCAGUUGGGUGUGUCCGCGCUCCCUGACGACAAAUACAAGUUGCUAAUGCAGUCCGUCUCGGGAAUGGAGUCCAAUUAUGCUACUUCUAAGAUUUGCUCAUACAAGAAUGCAACCAAAUGCGAUUUGGCUUUAGAGCCUGAUAUAACGGAGCUAUUUGCGAAAAGCCAGGACCCCGAAGAGCUUCGUCACUUGUGGGUGGAGUGGCACCGCGCAGCGGGGGCACGCGCCCGCGAUAACUUCACGCUGUACGUUCAGCUCGACAAUGAGGCAGCCAAACUUAACGAUUUCAAAGACGUGGCGGAGUGGUGGCAGGCGGAGUACGAGGUGGCGGACUUCGAGGCGCAGCUGGCGCAGCUGUGGGAGGACGUGAAGCCGCUGUACCAGCAGCUGCACGCGUAUGUGCGCCGUCGCCUGCGCGACAAGUACGGCGAUCAGGUCGUCUCCCAAAAGGGACCUAUUCCCGCGCAUCUUUUAGGUAACAUGUGGGCUCAAACUUGGAACAACAUAGAGUCGUUCACUCGUCCCUACCCCGACAAGAAGGAGGUUGAUAUAACUCAGGCGAUGCAGGAACAAAACUACACAGCUCUCAAGAUGUUCCAAAUGUCUGAUGAGUUCUUCAGAUCGUUGAACCUGACGGCAAUGCCAGAAAAGUUUUGGAAGAAUUCUAUCAUAGAGAAACCAACCGACAGAGAGAUCGUGUGUCAUGCUUCGGCUUGGGACUUUUAUGACGGAGAAGAUUUUAGGAUCAAACAGUGCACAACUAUAGAUUAUGAAUAUUUUCAAACGACACACCACGAAAUGGGACACAUUCAGUACUUCUUACAGUACAAACAUCAACCAGUUAUAUUCCGGGACGGAGCGAACCCAGGUUUCCACGAGGCGGUGGGCGACACGAUCGCGUUGUCGGUGUCCUCGCCGAAGCACUUACGUCGUGUCGGCCUCGUCAGUGGAGAUGCGGAGGACGAACAGACUGAAAUCAAUCAACUUUAUAAAAUGGGCAUAGACAAGAUCGUGUUCCUGCCGUUCGCGUACACGUUGGACCUGUUCCGUUACGGCGUGUUCCGCGGCGAGACUCGCCCGGAGGACUACAACUGUCACUACUGGCGGCUGCGGGAGGCGCUGCAAGGUGUGGAGCCGCCGGUCAACCGCACUGAGGAACACUUUGAUGCAGCCGCCAAGUACCACGUCUCUGCUGAUGUGGAGUACGCCAGAUACUACGUGUCGUUCAUCAUCCAGUUCCAGUUCCACCGCGCGCUGUGCCAGCUGGCGGGGGAGUACGUACCCGAGGACCUCACCAAGAAGCUCGUCGACUGCGACAUCUACCAGAGUGUGGCCGCCGGGAACGCACUCGCCAACAUGUUGAAGAUGGGCUCGUCCCGGGCGUGGCCCGACGCGAUGGAGGCGCUGACGGGGCAGCGCGCGAUGCGGGCAGACGGACUGCUGGAGUACUUCAGGCCGCUGCACGACUGGCUCCGAGCUGAGAACCAGAGGACUGGAGAGCACAUCGGAUGGGAACCUAGCAAAAUACAGUACUGCACCAGCGAGCAGCGAGCCGCGCUGGAGGCGGACGCGCGCGACUCGUGACGCAACUUGUACUUACACUUAGUCUAAUUUAUGUAGGCGAACAUAUACAUUAAACAUUUUUA